This is a messenger RNA of Bombina bombina (fire-bellied toad), 3644 nucleotides long. RefSeq names its product semaphorin 3E (gene SEMA3E). The record is from RefSeq and is a predicted model, not a curated record. Gene Ontology annotation, molecular function: semaphorin receptor binding; chemorepellent activity. Lineage: Eukaryota; Metazoa; Chordata; Amphibia; Anura; Bombinatoridae. The coding region runs from base 538 to 2874 and encodes 778 amino acids. Gene Ontology annotation, biological process: semaphorin-plexin signaling pathway; negative regulation of axon extension involved in axon guidance; positive regulation of cell migration. The transcript is spliced from 17 exons.
CACAGCAGGCUUGACAGCUCAGCACCCCUGCUGGGUAGAUGUGGAUCUAACAAACUCAGAAGAGGAAUGGCAAUUUUUCUGCUUCUUAAUUAUAAAAGGUGAAAGGUGAAUUAAAACUUGAUGUCUGGCAAGUCCAAGCAAAGGGCUGAUUUCCUAGGAUUUAACUGCACAAGGAGGAGUUCAUUCUUUUUUUCUUUUUCUUUUCACUGGUUAGCUUUUAGCAGUGAGAGUAAUUGCUUGGUGUUGCUCAGCAUUCAAACACAUCAGCUGCACAGACCUCAGCACUUGGGGCAGGGAGGGACUCUACACAGUGACAUAUCAGCCCUGUGUGUAAAUAAUGUCAUGGCCAGCACAGAGAGACUGCUGCCUUGCAUAGUCUAAUGAAGCAUGACAUUUAGGAAAUGUGUACUGGGAUGUAAAAAAAAAAAAAUAAGGGAUUUCUCUGGGGAUUGUCAAGGGACUGAAUAGAGAACUAUUCUUUAAAAUACAGCAGAAGAGGUGAAGACGAAGAAGAAAUUACACUGUCUUUUUCCCAGCAUGGCAUAUAUCAUGGUCCCUGCAUUUUUUCUUACUGGGCUAUGUGUACUUGGGUCGUUGGCAAUAGAUACGAGGCAACCAAGGUUACGUUUGUCCUUCAAAGAGCUCUGGGAUUUAAACAGAACGUCAGUCUUCAACAGCCCAUUCGGAUUUCUUAACCUUCGUAUCAUGUUUUUGGAUGAGUAUCAAGAAAGACUGUAUGUGGGAGGCAAAGAUCUUGUGUAUUCUCUUAGCUUGGAGCAAGUUAGCCAAAACUACAAAGAGAUACAUUGGCCAAGCAGUGAUCAACAAGUUGACGACUGCUUCCAGAAAGGGAGAGAACCUGCUGAAUGUUCAAAUUUUGUUCGAAUCAUUCAUCAUUAUAAUAGAACUCAUCUUUUGGCUUGUGGAACAGGAGCCUUUGAUCCAGUAUGUGCCUUCAUAAGAGUUGGACACCGUUCACAGGAGCACAUAUUUCAUCUGGAAACACAGAAAAUAGAGAGGGGGCGUGGGAGAUGCCCUUUCGAUCCAGACUCUUCACUUGUUUCAACUUUUACUGGUGGUGAGCUGUUUGUUGGCCUUUACAAUGACAUUUGGGGAAGAGAUGCUACAUUCUUUCGGAGUAUGGGACACCUGCCACAUUUACGAACGGAGCAUGAUGAUGAUAGAAUUCUGAAAGAUCCAAAGUUUGUUGGCUCCUACAUGAUUCCAGACAAUGAAGACAAAGAUGACAAUAAGAUAUAUUUCUUUUAUACUGAAAAAGCAAUGGAAGGAGACAGUGGAAUCCAGGCAAUAUAUACCAGAGUUGGUAGAGUCUGUGCGAAUGACAUUGGGGGACAGAGAAUGAUGGUAAAUAAGUGGACCACUUUCCUGAAAUCACGAUUGAUCUGCUCGGUGCCAGGAACAAAUGGGAUUGAUACAUAUUUUGAUGAGCUUGAGGAUGUUUUCUUGCUGCAUACCAGGGAUAAUAAAAAUCCAGAGGUUUUUGGACUAUUCAGCACCACUAGCAACAUUUUCAAAGGAUAUGCCAUAUGUGUUUAUCAUAUGGCCAACAUUCGAGAAGCAUUUAAUGGUCCAUAUGCUCACAAGGAAGGGCCAGAGUAUCAUUGGUCAAUGUAUGAAGGAAAAGUGCCUUAUCCAAGACCUGGAACAUGUGCCAGUAAGGUGAAUGGAGGUCAGUAUUCUACCACCAAGGAUUAUCCUGAUGAAGCUCUGCGCUUUGCUAGAAGCCAUCCACUGAUGUAUGAGUCUAUUAAGCCUGUUCAUAAAAGGCCAAUUCUUGUGAAGGCAGAUGGAAAAUACAAUCUGAAACAAAUAGCUGUAGAUAGGGUAGUAGCAGAAGACGGUCAAUACAACGUUGUGUUUCUUGGAACAGACAAUGGCAUUGUACUGAAAAUUAUAACAAUUUACAAUCAAGAAACAGAAAUAAUGGAAGAAGUAAUUUUGGAAGAACUUCAAGUAUUUAAGCUCUCUGAGCCAAUACUCUCAAUGGAAAUCUCAACAAAAAGACAAAAGUUGUAUGUUGGAUCAGCAAAUAGUAUUGUCCAAGUAAAAAUUCACCAGUGUGAAAUGUAUGGGACUGCUUGUGCUGACUGCUGCCUGGCCAGAGAUCCAUAUUGUGCCUGGGAUGGGAUCACAUGUUCUAGGUACUUGCCAAUAGGAACACACUCGAAGAGACGAUUCCGAAGGCAAGAUGUUCGCCAUGGCAACGCAGCCCAGCAGUGCUUUGGGCAUCAUUUUAAUGGGGAAACCCUGGAAAAGACUGAAGAACAAAUGGUUUAUGGGAUAGAAAACAACAGCACUCUUUUGGAAUGCAUGCCACGCUCUUUACAAUCUAAAGUUGUCUGGUUUGUACAGAGGACUCAUGAAUCAAAAAAGGAAGAGGUGAAGACAGAUGAAAGAAUUAUAAAAACAGACUACGGCCUCCUCUUCCUCAAGCUGCAUCGAAUGGAUGCUGGUGUGUAUUUUUGUCAAACUGUUGAGCGCACAUUUGUUCAUACCGUUCGAAAAAUUACCCUUGAGAUUGUAGAAGAAGAGCGGGUGGAUGAAAUGUUUAACAAAGAGGAAGAGGAAGAAAUAAUUCAUAAAAUGCCAUGCCCCGUACAAACCAACAUUCCACAUGUCACAAAACCUUGGUAUAAGGAGUUUCUACAGCUUAUUGGUUAUAGCAAUUUUCAGAAAGUGGAGGAAUAUUGUGAAAAAGUGUGGUGCACUGAUAAGAGGAGAAAAAAAUUAAAAAUGAUACCAAACAAAUGGAAAUAUGGAAACCAACAGGAACGAAAGUCACGUGCUAGAUCAGAUCAUUAUCGUGUACCAAGACACACAUCUGCAUCAAGAGUGACAUCAUCUGCUGCAUAGUGACAAUCUGUAUAUUUUAGCCUGUAGAGGACAGUAUUUGAAUUCUGGGCUCAAAAGAAGAAAUAUACUAAAUAUAAACACUUGGGGACAGUUUCUCAAUCAAAAGUUUAUACUAAAACUUUUUUUUAGAAUAUAUUGACUGAUCUGACAGUAUGUAAAUAUUUUAUAUAUAUAAAAAAAAUAUUCCUGUUAUUUGUAGUUUUAUACUUUGUUUCUAUAACAAAAAUAUUUUAUCAUUUUUUUCUUACAUUUUUGUAAAAUGUUUUUAUCUUCAACUGUAACUGUUCUGUGCAUUGUCUCUGUAAUGAAAAGCAUAGUAAGUUGCUCAACACAUUUUUCAAAAUCACAUCAGUAAAAUUAUUGUACAGAUGUUGUAUUUAUCGACAUUACUUGCAUAAUCAGAUACAAUGCAGAAUGGAAGAAUGGAAGAGGGAGCAAAGAGACAAAAUCCUAUGCCUGGAAUGAUGGGAAAAAAGGAAAAUUAUUUCCAGAAAGGACAUUGCAAGUACAUUAAUUUUGUAUAAUUUUACUGCAAGAAGGUCCGUAAAUGUUGGGUACAUGUGUUACAAUUUUGCAAAUCUUAUAAAAAGGGCAUAUGGAAGUCUGUUUUAUUUAUGUUUUGUAUUUUUCUUCAUUUUUUUGUAGACAGUCUUCAUUAUAUUGUUUACAUGGAGAUAAUUAUCUCUUUAAAUUUGUGUAGAAUAAACAUGCAAAAAUGAUUAUUUUUCAACCUAUGUGACGCAAAUUGAAAUCAAAGACUGCAAACUCUU